AUGUCGCUGUGCAUGACGUCACAUUUCUGCAUGCUGGUCCUACCAGUGAUGUCACUGCUGCUGCUCUUCUCUCCUAUUGGAUGGAGCCACGAUGGCCUCACCCCAGGGUGUCACCUACACCCUUUCAACGUGACCAUUCGCAGUGACCGUCGCAGCACAUGUAAAGGCACCCACCUGGUCUACGCCUGCGUUGGUUACUGCGAGUCCAGCGCCUUCCCUUCCAGAUACUCCGUGCUGGUGGCCUCCAACUUCACCCACAACAUCACCUCCGCCUCACGAUGCUGCACCAUAAGCAAGGACGCUAAGGUCAAAGUUCGCCUGGACUGCCCUAGAGGUCGUCACCAUGACGAAAUAGAGAUCCUGACUGCAAAGGCGUGUCGAUGCGACAUGUGCCGCAAGUCCCGCUACUGACAAAUCAAGACAAUAUGAUGCAUCUCAAAUGUACAACAAAGCCAAAAACGAAUUUAAGCCGUACAAACUGCAAAAUUAUUGAAAUACAAGUGUUUCAGGGAUGAACCAUAAUUUUUCUAUCUAUGUUGAGAUAUUUUGAAUGUUGAUGAAAAUCCCCUUUAAUCUAUUUAACUAAAAAACAAUCCACUAAAUUACUCUGAAUACUAAUUUCCUUCAUUCUGGUUCUCAAAGAAUAAAAGAAGGUUGUUGGAAAAAAGCCAAAAGAUGAAGGGUCUAUGCACAUCCCCCAUGUCACUCAAAAUGUUUGAAUUUAAUCAUAGGCAGAGUAACCCUGGCCUGGAUUAAUCGCCAAGUACAUUGAGAUUAAAAUGAGGAAUUCACAUUUUUAAAAGUAUAAAAGAUUUGUGAGUGUGUGACCGCGUGUGUUUUGUGUGCUUGUGUACAAUUUGAUGUAAGGGAAGUUUUUCAAGAAAACUUGAUUGAUGCACAUUUGUGUUUAAAGGCUAUAUAAACCAUUCUGUAACUCCAGGAUUAUAAUCAACCAAACCCCUUAAAAGACUGUCUUCAACUUAUUUCACAUUUUCAAAUAUGCCCAAAUUUAUAACAGCAUUACAUUAAAGUUAGAAAAGUCAAGCCAUCUGCAUAAAGGUUAUAUAUACUAAUAAUUUCAUCCAUUGCAAUAACCACUAAACGCAGACAAGAGACCAAAGAAUGUACAAAAUUAUUUAUAUUUAUGAAUUUGAAA
Eleginops maclovinus (Patagonian blennie) is the source of this 1156-nucleotide messenger RNA. It is a transcript of the gene gpha2, whose product is annotated as glycoprotein hormone subunit alpha 2. Gene Ontology annotation, cellular component: extracellular region. Gene Ontology annotation, biological process: cell surface receptor signaling pathway. Gene Ontology annotation, molecular function: hormone receptor binding; hormone activity. The transcript has 3 exons. Lineage: Eukaryota; Metazoa; Chordata; Actinopteri; Perciformes; Eleginopidae. Bases 1 to 411 code for a protein of 136 amino acids. The record is from RefSeq and is a predicted model, not a curated record.